Botrytis fragariae is the source of this 3156-nucleotide messenger RNA. Its product is annotated as putative c2h2 finger domain containing protein. Gene Ontology annotation, molecular function: DNA-binding transcription factor activity, RNA polymerase II-specific; zinc ion binding; RNA polymerase II cis-regulatory region sequence-specific DNA binding. The coding region runs from base 1 to 3156 and encodes 1051 amino acids. The record is from RefSeq and is a predicted model, not a curated record. Gene Ontology annotation, biological process: regulation of transcription by RNA polymerase II; DNA-templated transcription. Gene Ontology annotation, cellular component: chromatin. The transcript has 4 exons. Lineage: Eukaryota; Fungi; Ascomycota; Leotiomycetes; Helotiales; Sclerotiniaceae.
AUGGCUCAACUCGAUCCGCCUGCUAUGUCUCAAAUGGCCGACCCCAUGCUACAACACAGGCCUAAUGGAGAAGUUGACGAUAAGAAUCGCGGGAGACGUCGAAGCCGUAUAUCAAUGAAAACCACAGAAGAUGAAGGCGAUCUUUCGCACGGAGAACUUGCAGAAGGUCACACUUCUGGUGAUGAUGGUCCCUCGCGAAAACGAAGGAGAAGUCGCAAAGGUCUAGACAAGAAGUUUGAAUGUUCUACAUCAGGCUGUGGGAAGAGCUAUUCUAGAGCUGAGCAUCUCUACCGCCAUCAGUUAAACCAUACCCCGAAACAGAUAUACAACUGCGACUUUGAGGGAUGCUCGAGAACGUUUGUCAGACAAGAUUUAUGUAAUAGGCAUCGAGACCGGCAUACUGCAAAAGGUUCACAGCUACACAGAAAAGAUUCAAUGUUGAGUCAAGGAUCACCAGUAUCGCAGAUCCCACAACCACAGUUACCUCAAGGGUCCACGUCCCCUGAGGUAACAAGACCGAGUCUAAUGGGGUCCAAGAUACGGACAACGCAAAUACCAUACCAGUCUCCACAAGAUGUUCGACCUACUUCAUAUUCACCAGUGACCAAAUCAGCACCCGGAACUUAUUCUGGUGCUGGCGCAGUUAUCGGCGCAGAUGGAUAUCCAUCUGCCAAUUACAAGCGCUCUGAUUCUGAUAUGAUCCAGAGGGGCCAAAAUUCACCAUCUGCAGGCUCUAACAGCAGAGGUCAACGACAUCAAAGCUUUGGAACUUCUGACACGAGGUCGUCAGAUUUCUCCAGACCAUUGCAAACAAAUGUUGGUCAUUACCCUAUGCUACCGAACACCCCGAACAACCAAAACUACCAUGGGAAUCAACCGCAUAGUCCGCAGGCAUACAUAAGCCAACAAAACUUUCCUCCUUUUAGCUUACCACCGCCAGGAUUUGCGAAUGUGGCUGCAACUACGAUGCCCUCACGUGAGCCUGAUUCACAGUUUCAAACUCCUGUCUCUACCGAGUAUCCAAAUGAGAUCAGUCAAGCUCAGCAUUCAGGUCCAGACAUGGUGCUUCUAGAUCAAAUGGCUACGUCAAACACAAUGCCGGUAUUCGGUGGCGAAGGAUGCUACAAUCGAUCUCCAUUCGCCAUACCCGAAGAUUUUGUCGCAUACCUUUUUAGCAGCCAGCAAAACGAGAUGGGUCAGAUGAGUCAACAGCCUUACGCAAACAGCUACCCCGACGCUACAGCGCAGUACUAUGCGCCCUAUUUUACUAACAAUAUUGGUCUUGGAGGGUUUUAUCCUCCUACUUCUCAUCAACCCCAUCAUCCUAUGGCUGUAACGAGUUUGCUUGACACUAGCUUGCCGGAGACAGUCUUGUCAGAAGAGAAGAGCCAAGCCAUUAUUGACUUAAUCAAGGAAAGAUUCAAUGAGACUGGAAACGCACCCCUUGUUAAGCAGAAAAAAGAUGCACUUUUUGACGGGGACCGUAGCAACGACAGUCAUAUGAUGAGUAGGAAAAUGAUGCAAACCUACAUUGGUAGUUACUGGUAUCAUUUUAGCGAUCAAAUGCCAAUAUUGCACAAACCAACGUUCUCUCCAGAUAAUACACCGAACCUCCUUCUGAUUGCAAUGAUGGCUAUAGGUGCCUCUCUUCUUGACAACACGUACGCUGAAGAUGUGACGCAGGCUGGUGCGGAACUAUCAAAUUUCUUGGCAUGGCACCUUAGAUGGGAGAUAUUCAGUGACCAACAAUUCCGCCCUCCAGCAAAAUUAUGGGUGUUCCAGGCUCUUUUAAUACUAGAAGUAUAUGAAAAAAUGUAUUCUACCAGAGCGCUCCACGAAAGAGCCCACAUCCAUCACGCAACCACAAUCACCUUGAUGCGUCGGGGUAGCUCAUUGAUAGGCCGUUCUGCUUUGGACUCGCCCCCGAGUGCGAGAGAACAAGGGCACAAUAAUUCACGUCAAUCGUCAACCUCAGGAGCUAACACACCUGAUGAGUGGUGGAACCAUUGGAUUACGAAUGAAGCGACAAGACGAGCCGCGUUUGCGGCAUUUGUUAUUGACUCUACGCACGCAACGAUGUUCGGACAUUCUACAGUCAUGGUUGCUCACGAGAUGCGUCUUCCUUUGCCAUGCGAUGAAGCCAUGUGGAAUGCCACAAGUAGUGCUGAAGUUGGUAGAUUGGAGUCAACCCUCCAAGCCAAUGGAGUAAAGCCUAUAUCAUUUUUGGAAGGUCUGAAACGAACUCUUAAUGCUCAAACGGUGCGAACAAACUCUUUUGGCCGUACGAUAUUGAUGGCAGGGCUCUUGAGCGUUAGCUGGCAUAUGCAUCAGCGUGAUCUACAGGUCAACUCAUUGGGAGUAUCGCAGGCGUUAGGCGGCCGGGACAAAUGGAGAGGAUCCCUGACUCGGGCAUUUGACCUCUGGAAACGAGAUUUCGACAUGUCUUUGCUACAACAGUCUGAAACGAUGACAGGACCAUAUGCUUAUACUGGCAAGGAAAACAAUAUUAUCUAUCAGUCCAGGACAGUGCUUCAUCACCUCGCACAUAUGGCAAUGCACGUUGACGUUGUUGACUGCCAGAUAUUUGCAAGAGCGAAACGUCUUCUUGGUCGCACGAUUGGAUCACAGGACUUGAACAGUGCCCAGAAAAGAAUGAAAGACGCUUGGGCACCGACCGCUAGAGCUAGGGAUGCGACGUUUUAUGCAAUCAAAUUUCUCUGCACAGUACUUCUUCCCAAAGAACCAACCUCAGUAUCCCACGGCUAUGAUCAUGCACAACCGGAUCCACCAUUCGAUUAUUCGGCUCGCGACGAUAUUCUUUUAAAUCGACCGUGGGUUAUGUAUUUCGCUGCUUUGAUUGUAUGGUGCUACGGAUAUGCACUCGAAGGACCGACUGACGCCCCGGUCCCUUCUCCAAACUCAAUGGACGACCAAGUUCGGGAUAUGCGAGCCUAUUUGCGACGAUUCGGCUCGGUGGAUAAUCCUGAAGAACUGAAAAAGUUGACUGGUCUCAAUGGAUGUUCUGGGAUGCUGAUGGUUUUGAAAAGCGUCUUUGAAAAAACGAGAUGGCAAUUACUGCAUGAAGCUGCUUUAUUGUUGACCAAUUGUAUUAAUCUUUUGGGUGGGCCUACACCAGCACCUUCCCGUGAGUUGUGA